Molecule: messenger RNA, 2986 nt
Organism: Cyclopterus lumpus (lumpfish)
Lineage: Eukaryota; Metazoa; Chordata; Actinopteri; Perciformes; Cyclopteridae
Gene: wscd2
Product: WSC domain containing 2
Exons: 9
Coding region: 1057-2763 (568 amino acids)
Source: RefSeq, a predicted model, not a curated record
CCUCUGGGUGCGCUGCUGUGUCUCUUUAAGUACAGCAGGCAGUGCUGUUGGUCCGUGUGGGAGCGCAGGACGCACGGUGCGGCGCGGCGUCAAACAGCCUCUCUUCACAUCGGACAGUCGACAGAGAAGACAGGUCGGCCGUCCGCCUGCAUCAAUCACAUUUCAACGUGGGGCCAGCUGACCGCGGCCAGUGACACGGGAAGUGGACCAGGUCUCCUCGUGGGCUGAUGUGGACCGCUGAUCCUCCAUGGCCAUUUGCGUUGCUCCCUCCUUCUCCGACUGAAAGAUAGCAGCGUGUAGCGGUUUAUCUGCGGUACCGUACACUGAACAGCACCGAGUGCUACACGAGCUAAGGAGAUUGGCAAACCAACGUGAGUGAUCUGCAGAUGAAAGCCCAGGACAAGCAGGGGACCAGAGCGCAGAUGUGUCUGAAUUACCGUGAAGAUGAACCAUCAUGUCAGAGUCGGUGAGAUCCUCAGCUGAGUUGCAUCAAACCAUCUGCUGAAGCCUCCCCUUGACUGGUGCUUAAGAUGGAGAGUCACGCCCUCUCUCUCGGUGAAUAGCCAGCCUCAACAAGGGGAAAGGAUCUCAGCUCAGCCUGUAAAUAAAACCUUCCUCCUUCUGCACAACCUGGGAGAAAGUGCCACUGUGGGGCCGGUGUGGCAUCUCUGUAGGCUGAUAACUGGAGUGAACGCGGUCUUGAGGGAUCAUCUUUCACUCUGAGCCACUCAGCUUUCAUGCCGCGGCCCCGUAGCCGGCUCUCAGGGCUGAACUGUCAGCAGGGAAGGCAGAGAGACUCUCACGUGGAUUCAAUCAACAGAGCAGCCCAGUGCACAGGUGUAAAGCCUCUUCCACAUGAUACUGAAGAGGCGUAUAUGAGGGAAUAGUCAUGCUAUUGUUUGGAGGACCUUCAUACAGGAUUAAGACACUUUAACUGACUUUUUCUUAAUUUUUGUUUGGGCUGUGUGGUGGGAACAGGGACAGCUGGUGUUGAAUCUUCUGCUUUAUGAGUUUUCAUCACUGGGAAAGCGUGUCUGAGUGGCAGGGGGAGCCAGCAUGGCCAAGCCUCUGCUGAAGAUACAGCGCUAUUUCCGCAGGAAACCUAUUCGAUUUUUUUCCCUCAUCCUCCUCUACCUGACCGCCGGGAGCCUCGUCUUCCUGCAUUCUGGCUUCGUCGGGGACAGCAGCCCUGGGGCCAGAGGCGGCCGAAACUCGGUGGUAGCCUCAGAGAUGGGAAGCCGCACUUCAAUGGCAGGCGCUCGGGGGCUCGGCAUCAUGAGUAGAGUGUUUAAAGAGACCCGCAGGUCUGGACGGAGGUAUGGCCCUCCGUGGAUGAAAAGGGCCAGACAGGAGGGCCAGGAGGUGGUGCGCAGGGGGGGAGACUAUACCAACAACUGGAACCGUGCCCUUAAAGGACGCAGUGCCAAAGACGCAGACAAUGGAAGAGCAAAGUAUUUCGGCUGCUACAUUGAUGAUACACAAAGAAGAGCGCUGAGAGGAGUUUCCUUUUUUGACUACAAAAAAAUGACUGUAUUUCGCUGCCAGGACAACUGUGCAGAAAGAGGGUACAUGUACGCAGGUCUGGAGUUCGGAGCCGAGUGCUACUGCGGUCACAAGAUCCAGGCUCCCAAUGCUUCAGAUAGCGAAUGCAAUAUGGAGUGUAAAGGAGAGAAGAGCAACCUGUGCGGAGGAGCCAACCGACUGUCCAUCUAUAGGUUGGAGCUGAGCCAGGAGUCUGCACGCCGUUAUGGCAGUGCCAUUUUCAAAGGGUGUUUCCACAGGCCAGACAAUGUCAGUCUGGCACUUCCCUUCAGCGCCGUCAUCCAAAACAUGUCUGUGGACAAAUGUGUGGACAUGUGCACGGAGAGGGAGAAAACGCUGGCCAUCCUGGCUGGAGAUCGAUGUCUCUGCGGCUUCCCGACUCCUCUCUUCUCCCUUCAUGAGCCAGAGGACGAGGGCAUGUGUCUCCACCGCUGCCACGGGGAAGAGUUCGAGAGCUGCGAGGACGACGAGUACUUUGUGGUUUACCAGACACAGGUUCAAGAUAACCGCUGCAUGGACCGGCACUUCCUUCCCACUCGUGCCAAGCAGCUGGUGGCCCUCGCCAGUUUCCCUGGAGCCGGAAACACCUGGGCUCGCCACCUGAUAGAACUCGCCACUGGUUUCUACACUGGCAGCUAUUACUUUGAUGGCUCCCUUUACAAUAAAGGAUUUAAAGGGGAGCGGGACCACUGGCGGAGUGGGAGGACGGUCUGCAUUAAGACGCAUGAGAGCGGCAAGAAGGAGAUCGAAUCCUUUGACUCCAGCGUCCUCAUGAUCCGAAACCCCUACAAAGCCCUCAUGGCUGAAUUUAACAGAAAAUAUGGCGGCCACAUUGGAUUUGCUUCUCAGGCCCACUGGAAAGGGAAAGAAUGGCCUGAGUUUGUGAAGAACUAUGCCCCGUGGUGGGCGUCCCACACGUUGGACUGGCUGAAUUAUGGGAAGGUCGUCCAUGUGGUCCACUUUGAGAACGUGAAGAGGGACCUGUUCUCCCAGCUGAAGGGAAUGGUGCAGUUUCUGGGUUUGAAGGUUUCGGAAGACCGGCUUCUCUGCGUCGAGGGCCAGAAGGAUGGAAACUUUAAGCGAUCCGGGCUCCGAAAGCUUGAAUAUGACCCCUAUACUCCAGAAAUGCGAGCGAACAUCAACGAACUGAUCAGAACAGUAGACGCUGUCUUAAGGAAAAGGAACAUGUCUGGAGUUCCAGAGGAUUAUAUGCCAAGAUGAUAUACGUGAUCCCCUCAUUUUAUUUUUUCCCUUUUUGUAAUUGGACUGUUGUCGACAGACUACAGGAUUACGUUACCGAAAAAGGGUUUUCUAUUAUUUUUCUGUGAACAUAGGUUGAAGCCGUCUCUUUUCCCUCUUAUUUUGAUGUUCUAUUAAUGUUCUUUUAUUUUCUUUUGAACCUCAGCAUCUUCAUGCAUUAAUAAAAGAGGCAGUUUUAACUGCA